AUGGCACCGUAUGCAGCCCUCGCCAGAAGCGUACUCGAGGAACAGGCUUCACAGCCUCAUCUCCUCAAGCGAGACCUCUCAGUCAACCACACUCAAGCAGUAACCCUAGGCGUCAUGGGGGCGUACGUGGUUGUCAUCGCACUGCUUUGGAAUUUGCCUUACGUGCGCUGGUCAUUAUGGCCUUUCAAGAUGCUGGUCAUCGCCUUCCAUGAAUUCGGCCAUGCCAUCACCGCAUGCUGCACAGGAGGCAGAGUAAAGUCCAUCUCACUAGACCCCCACGAAGGCGGCGUCACGCACAUGCAGGGCGGUAUCAGCGCUAUCACCCUGCCCGCGGGAUACCUAGGCUCGUCCAUCAUCGGCGCCCUGCUGAUCUUUGCUGGCUUCGACAUUGUCGCGAGCAAGGUGGCGAGCAUUAUUCUGGGGGUGUGCUUCUUGCUUACGCUGUGGUGGGCGCGGAGGGACUGGUUGACUAUCGUGACGAUUCUGAUGGCCGUCGGGUUACUCGUCGCGUGUUGGUUUAUCGUUCAUGGGGAGGCGCUGCGGUGGGUUGUGCUAUUUAUCGGGGUCAUGUCGGCGCUUUACAGCGUCUGGGAUAUUUGUGACGAUCUCAUUCUCCGCAAAGUCAAUACCUCCGAUGCGAGUGUCUUCGCGCAGAGAUAUGGUGGCUCUUCUCGCUGCUGGGGCGUCAUUUGGUCCUUUAUUUCCCUGGGGUUCAUGGCUGUUGGCAUUGUGGCUGCCAUUGCGGCGUUUCCCCAGUCGUUCAGCGAGCAGCAGGAGCAAUCCAAGCAUUUCAUUCCGACGCGGUGA
Molecule: messenger RNA, 807 nt
Organism: Aspergillus lentulus
Lineage: Eukaryota; Fungi; Ascomycota; Eurotiomycetes; Eurotiales; Aspergillaceae
Product: M50 family metallopeptidase
Source: RefSeq, a predicted model, not a curated record